CAACUUGUUAUCUCAUUUUCUUUAGCUGUAGAAAUUAUGGCUUGUGGAGGCAACAAUGGUGGCAAAAGAAGGAGAGUCACUGGUAGCCGAGAGCUAAGUAGUGCAAGAGAAAUUGAAGUGCCCUUGAAUUCACCUAGCACUAAUGAGUCUCACAAUGAGGUUCCACUAACUAAUGAUGCAGGGGGGUCAGACUUAUCACAACAAACACCGACUCUUUCAGCACACAGACCAUACAUUUUCCCUUGUAAAAACAAGUUUACAGAUCCAAAGGUGGGAAAAGUUAUCAUUUUUUAUUUCAAGAGCAUGUUUAGUGGGCCUUGGCCAAGAUGGACCGAUGAUCCUAAAGGGCACCAUAAGUUGGUGUUUGAGUCAUUCCAGAUUGUUACUUAAUUAUUAAACUUAAUAAAAUCGACAAUGUUAUAUAUGUAUAUAUUGCAAUUUAGCGAACAUAUCAAUGGGAUUCAAGUUUAGACGUUAUUGUUGAAAAAAAUUGGGAGCAUAUCAUCAAGA
Molecule: messenger RNA, 510 nt
Organism: Erigeron canadensis
Lineage: Eukaryota; Viridiplantae; Streptophyta; Magnoliopsida; Asterales; Asteraceae
Exons: 2
Coding region: 37-390 (117 amino acids)
Source: RefSeq, a predicted model, not a curated record